This is a messenger RNA of Oryzias melastigma (Indian medaka), 4898 nucleotides long. RefSeq names its product G protein-coupled receptor 52 (gene gpr52). Bases 2262 to 3380 code for a protein of 372 amino acids. Gene Ontology annotation, cellular component: membrane. Gene Ontology annotation, biological process: G protein-coupled receptor signaling pathway. The record is from RefSeq and is a predicted model, not a curated record. Gene Ontology annotation, molecular function: G protein-coupled receptor activity. NCBI's taxonomy places the organism in Eukaryota, Metazoa, Chordata, Actinopteri, Beloniformes, Adrianichthyidae. The transcript has a single exon.
AAGAAUAAAUUAAAUAAAGAUUCUUGAUGGUAGAUAUAUAAAAGGAUAGUUCUUUCUCUCCUUUGCCAAAGGAAUGACUAAUUUUGUUCUCACUCAGUUAAUUAUUUUUUGCUGAUAUGGUUGCAGCAAUAGAAAGAGAUGUAUAGAAAUGGGGCUAAACCAUAGAAAGAAAAAAACUGGGAGGAAGCUGGUUUAAAGUAACAAAACCAAAAUAAAUUAUGGGAUAUUGAGAGAGAGAGAAGUAAUAUGUGAGAAGGGUGGUAUGUUUCCAAAUUUGCUUCUUGUGGAGAAAAAAAAAAGGUUUAAGAGACAGGAUAAAGUGCCGGGGUGCCUCAGGUGCAGCUGGGAGGAGAAGAGGCAGGACAAUCAAUGAAAAAAAGAAGGAGGGUUUGUGUGUCGGUGUGUGUAUGUGCACAAAAGAGAGAGACAGACUUGAGUGUGCAAGCUAAAGAGACAGUGUGGCGAGGAAGGGAGGGUGGGAGGGAAGUGUAUGCCAGGCACAGCAUCGCUUCUCUCUGCACCAGGGCUGAGGGACUCUUCGUCCCGUCCUUCCCUCGCUGCAGAUUUUUCUCACUUCCAUCAGCGCAGUCAUUGCUAUUUAUUUAUUUAUUUUUACCCUCCCAUGCUGCUUUGGACGUAUUGCAUUGUCCCGCAUGAGCCACGUAUGCCAGGAUCUAAGGAUUUAUUUACUGAGAACAUGGACUGCCAUUUUUGUCUAUGGUAAAAUGGGCUCUGUUCAAAGGAUGCUGCUUGUAAGUGGGACUUGAUCUCUUCUUUAUGACGCUCCAGUGGAUUCCAGUGUUUUUAAGUUGCUAGUGUUAUGUCGGGAGUAAGACAUUGAAGACCACCGUGGAAGGAUGUAUGAUCCCACAUGCUUAAAACUUAAAAAAAACUUGAAAAGGAAAAGUUCUAAAAUGUAAGGUAGCAUCAAAACAAAGUAUUGAACCACACCAACCUGUCAAGCUCUUCAAAAUGUCCCCAAAAAAUUCAAGAGACAGCAUAACAGUGUAAAUGAUUCCAUUGUUGUUUUGUUUUGAAGCUCUUCUCCUAAAUUGUUUGCUACCGGAUUGCCGAGGAGUUGAAGUGAGUGGAGCGCUGAGUUAGUCAGCUGGCCUCACAUUGCUCCUGGAGAUUCCUUUCACCUGCCUGGAUGCAACCCUGAUUUUUCAUACUUUCAUCUACAGCUGAUGAUUAAAAUUUGCCUUUCUUUUGCAAAAUCCUCUCCUGAAGGCUGAGACUUAUUUGCAUAUCUCCAUCGGAAUACAAGACCACUUCAUCUGCAGGAUUUACCAAGAUUUUUUUUAAUUGCUGCACUAAAGGACCCUACAUUUUUAUUUUCUCCCGUCACCAUGAGUGUUGAGAGGACUGUGACAUUAUCUCUCGUGGAGAUCCCCUUGUUGUUCUAGCCAGUGUCUGUGUUUUGAUUCAGACAAAAGCUGGGCAUACAUGGGAUCCAGACACUGACCAGAGGACCACAAAAAUCAUAAAAGCCUACUGCACAAUAAACAUACUUUCAACCAAAAAAGGUGAAUUGAUGGACUUUAUAAAAAAUUCUAUUUAAAAAAAUCAAACUGCAUUUAAUAGCAAACCUAGAGAGACUCUGUGGGUGGUCUGAAAUGUAUUUCAAGCAGUAGCUCUCUCAAAAUGAAUCGCUUCAUGUCUACAACUUCAGAAAUGUGCUGCUUGAUCCAUCGUGUGCAUUUGUCAAGAAAGAAGAGCGCUGGUUUUUGCUUUAAGCUUUAACCUUUUGUGGCCUCCUUUCUCACAUCUUCUAAGCUUAUAUCCCCUACCUCCUGGUGGCAACUCUCAUUAAAAUCAUGCGAUGAGGCCUCACACAGGGAGGCAAAGCAGCAGGGAUACUCACCUUUGGGAUAGAUACUGGCAACAGCACUAAAGCUUUAACACUUUUGGUUUACUGAAGGAAUAACACUUUUUUUUCUCCUCCACCAUCCCAGAUGUUAUCCAUCCACUUUUUCCUCUAAACAUGUUUGAUUGGAAAGUAGAGCUGAACUGGUUGUCCUACCCUCCCAGCGGUUUUAUCAAUUUCCUCCAGUCAAUGAUCAUUUGAUUGGGAGCCAGCGAUGUAAGAGUAAACCAAGACCAGACAUGAUUGUGUUUGGGAGAACACUCAGCUUUGUGAACUGAGACUGGCUGCAAUUGCUUGACUGGAAAAAAACAAGAGGAGACUUGCAGUUAUUCAGUUUCACGACUGCUUCUUCAAGGAUUAGACACAACAACCUACCAGGUUUGCAGCCACAACGAUGAACCAGUCUGAACUGACAACCGACCAGAUUGUGACUGCCAACAGCAGCCGCGGAGACCUUUUUCCCGGCAGGACAUUCAACCACUCAUGUCCUUUAGGCUGGGGGCUGAGGGAAGGCUUGGACGCUUGCAUUCUGGAGACUGCUGUCAUUGUACUCUUGACUGUGCUCAUCAUUGCAGGAAAUUUGACAGUGAUUUUUGUUUUUCACUGUGCCCCUCUGCUGCACCACUACACUACCAGUUAUUUCAUCCAGACCAUGGCCUAUGCCGACUUGCUGGUGGGACUCAGUUGCCUUGUUCCCACCUUGUCUUUACUUCACUACCCAGCUGGUGUCCAAGAACCAAUUACAUGCCAGGUUUUUAGCUACGUCAUCUCUGUCCUAAAGAGUGUAUCGAUGGCAUGUCUAGCCUGCAUUAGUGUAGACCGUUAUCUGGCUAUAACCAAACCACUAUCAUACAACCAACUGGUGACACCAUGCAGGUUAAGAGGCUGCAUUGCCCUUAUCUGGGUCUACUCAAGCAUGGUUUUCCUGCCCUCCUUUUUCGGUUGGGGUAAGCCAGGAUAUCAUGGGGAUAUAUUUGAGUGGUGUGCACACUUUUGGCCAACCUCUGCCCUAUUUACAGGGUUUGUGGUGUGCUUGCUUUAUGCACCUGCUGCACUUGUUGUCUGCUUCACCUAUUAUCACAUCUUUCGUAUUUGCCAACAACACAACAGAGAGAUCAGCGAACGGCGAGCGCGCUUCCCAAGCCAGGAAAUGGAGACCGAAGAGGGAACUGGAGGAGGGCAUCAUGGAGGGCAUGGACCCGAUCGGCGCUACGCCAUGGUGCUCUUCCGAAUCACUAGUGUUUUCUACAUGCUUUGGCUACCAUACAUAAUCUACUUUCUUUUGGAAAGCUCCCAUGUCCUGAAUAUUCCUGCGCUUUCCUUCAUCACCACUUGGCUGGCUAUUAGCAACAGUUUUUGCAAUUGCGUCAUCUACAGCCUGUCAAAUAGCGUUUUUCGACUGGGAAUGCGCAGGCUGUCACAGACUAUGUGCUCUUUCAGCCAUUGUGCUGCUGAUGACAGAGACUUUGGGGAGCAUAAACCUAGGAAGAGGGCAAAGUCAUGCUCCAUUUGAAGGAAUUACUCAUGAGGAUUGAACUGGAAUUCUAAAAAUUAAAAAGAUGUCCUGCUUAAGUAGCAGCUAAACUGGGAUUGCCGAAAAGGAUACCCGGACACGUCUGUGUUUUUUUUCCCCUGUAUUCCUGUAUCUAGACUGAUGUUCAAGUAUUUUUUUUUAUCUUUUACAUUCCAUUUUAUGCUGAAAUUCAGGUCAAGGCGAGCAGUGAAAAUAAAAACAACAAAUCUCUAAAGAUUCACAAAGCAUUUGUUUGACUUCAAGCAUGUCAAGUAAAACGUGACAUUGCUGCUUCACACUUUUUAGUUUUUGUUGUGAUUUUUAUCAACCUUUCAUUGGAUGUCUUCCCAGCUUCUCAAGUGUAUUUUAUACCCCACUGUUAUGUGCACUCAAAUGUGCCCUCUCUUUUAAAGUUGUAAAUGAGUAUUACAUUUCAAAACCACACAAUGACCAUGCCUAAUGUUGCUAAUAGAUGACAGGCCGUGUGCUGCCUGAAUUGCUCUCGUAAGGACAGCGAGAAAUCUUUUUUUUUCUCUAAAUGUAUUGCAUAUUGAUAGCAUCAGGGGCCAUACCACUUAAUUUCUACUAAUAGUUUUGUUGCCAAUGCUAAUAAUUGAAGUUUGAGAGAAACUUAUAACAUCUACUAAAAGGAAACUUUUUAAAAGCAAGAACUGACUGUUAAUACCAUGUUUUGACACUAUAGCAUUUAGUAAAGGGUUACUUUUUAAUUUCCGUUUAGGGAGUGGUAACAUGUAUUACAAGAAAAUUUUGUAUUGUGCAAAAUUAGUUAACUUAUUUGUCUAUUAUGGACAAAGCCAAAAUGUUAUGCAUUUCUUUUUUUUUACUUUUAAUUAAGAUAUUUGGCUACCAAAUAGGUGUUGCUCCUUCAAAUUACCUCAUCUUUAGUUAAGUUGAAGAUUUUGAUUGUUUUAGUCCAAGUUUGAACUUCUAACUGCUGAAGCUGGUAAAUUGAUAUUCUUUAAAUGCAAGCACGCCAUACCAUUUCUACAGAAUUGUUGGAAAAAAGAAACAUUUAUUAAUAUUUAUUUAAUAUUUAUUUAUUGUUGUUUUUUUUAGUUUGUUUUUCAGAGCUACUCUCAUACCCUCACACAGAUUUAGCCACUGAAAAUAGAAACCUUAACUUAACAGUGGUUUGAAGUUCUGCUUGCUAUAGGUGGAUUUUAUUCUCAGAGGAUCUGCAAAGACUUAGAAACAAUUUGCAGCUUAUAAAAAAUUAUUUAUGUACGGUUAAUAUAAGUAAUAAUAAAAAACAAAAGUAAAUGUAUGAAAACUUUGAAUUAGAAAAAAAUAGGAUAAAGUAAGUUUGUGCUAUUUCACUGUCAUUUGUGCCAAGCAACCACCAGUAGGAAUACACAGAACAACUGUAUGUGAUAAAAUGUAUAAUUGAUUGUAAAGAUCAUAUAUGAGAUGUGCUGCUAAAGAUACAUUGGUUUUAUUUCUAUACAAUUUUCUAAACAGUGAUAGUUUUGUGAGGAUAUUGUGUUUUUUUUUUUUUUU